CGCUCGUCUUUACCAUACACAUGGUAGACAAACACCAUUCGUACACCGAAAGCUCUUGCAUUUUGGCUCAACUCGCCCUUUGAUUUUCUCCAGACUGUGAUCUUCCCCGGACCCGCACAAAUUCCAACGAAUUUCCAUUAAGGUUAAGGUACAAGUUUUUUCGAGAUGCCAAGGGGAAAGAAACGCGUCAGUUCCUUUGUCCAGUCCAGACUGUCAUCUCCUCCACCCCCUAAAAAGGGUAGGAGCACCACAGUCUCUCGCCGCGCAAGCCGAAAUGAGUGUGCCCCUGAAGUCUUCAACCAGAAAGCGUGCCUCAAGUGGUUUCAGGAGUACAGCCAAAACGACGACCCCAAUAUUAUGGGUCCGGACGGGGUGGAAAAAUUCUGCUCGGACAUAAAAGUCAAACCUGAGGACAUAGUCAUGCUCGUGCUCGCCUGGAAGAUGAAAGCUAAACAAAUGGCUUAUUUCACUCAAGAGGAAUGGCUUCAGGGAAUGACUGAAAUGAGCUGUGACUCAAUCGAGAAACUGCGUUACAAGCUGGACUCGUUAAGAAAUCUGUUGAAAGACAGCGCCACCUUUAAGAGUAUUUACCGCUACUCGUUUGACUUUACCAAAGAUAAAGAUCAGAGAAGUUUGGAAAUCGAAACAGCUAAAAGCAUGCUGCGAGUUUUGCUUGCGGACCAGUGGAAUUUGUUCCCUCAGUUCAUGAAGUUUCUAGACGAGUCAAAGUACAAAGUAAUUAAUAAGGAUCAGUGGGCCAACAUUCUCGAGUUUACGCGCUACGUGCGUGACGAUCUCUCCAAUUAUGACUACGAUGGAGCCUGGCCUGUCCUGCUUGACGAGUUUGUAGAGUGGCUCGGCAAAGACAAUAGCAUGAACCAAUCGGAAGUGUGAACCAGCGACUGCGUGUUUUGAUAUUAAAUUUAAGUACCGUCAAUUCUGAUAAACAAGAUCUUCGUACCAGCCGUUUUCCCUCAAGUGGCUUCUGGGCCAUUCAAAUGAUCAGUUCCUGCAUAUUAAUUUCAAGUUUUACCCUCGCUCGCCUCUCACAAAUAAUGCAAACUGCCGAUUGUUUGUUAGUAUUCAAGUCUCAAAAUAUCUGUGUUAUUUGAGUUAUCUUAAGUGAUACCGAAAUGUCCUCCCUCCCCCGCAUCAGCUGAUUAAAAACAUCACGAAAGCGCGUGUUCGCAUCAAACAAUGCGCGGGGUUUUGAACCCUUCGACCGUGCUGAACAUGUGAUUUUUUUAGCAAGGCAUCCAUGAGUCCCCUUCGUAAUGUAUCUUGACUUAAAGAUAAUGUUAACAUUAAGCAGUGUGAAUAAAGUUAAGUCUCUGCAUCGUAUAUUUAUUAAAAGAAACAUUUAUUUGCAGUAUCGAUCUGCUUUCAUUUUGCUUCUUCUGUCCAGCAUUGUUUCGUGGAAAGUGCCCUCUUCCUUCGCCUUGGUCAAAUUUCCCAUUUCGCCGGUGAACAAUCGGAUCUUCUUGUCUUGGAAUUUCUGGAAUUUUUUCCUGUGGAGCAACGUCAAUGUUAUCCCAGUACAAACAGAAAUAUCUGUAAAGCGUACACAUAAUUUAAUUCUACUUGAGACACUUCGCCUUCGUCCUCGUUUUUCCUCGCCGCCUUGGCGGCUGUGGCUUCGUCGUCAUCCACCUGGACGCGAAUUCUUAUCAUUUCGCUCGGCCCCGCGGUCUUGCUUAGUGCCUCAAGGGAGUCGUCUUCAGUCAAAGUCACAAAAGAGCCGUUUGCAGAUAGAAGGGCCAGUUUGCCUUCCUG
Messenger RNA from Cloeon dipterum, 1773 nucleotides. It is a transcript of the gene SCCRO4, whose product is annotated as DCN1-like protein SCCRO4. The record is from RefSeq and is a predicted model, not a curated record. Gene Ontology annotation, cellular component: ubiquitin ligase complex. Bases 166 to 894 code for a protein of 242 amino acids. The transcript is spliced from 7 exons. Gene Ontology annotation, molecular function: ubiquitin-like protein binding; ubiquitin conjugating enzyme binding; cullin family protein binding. Gene Ontology annotation, biological process: protein neddylation. Lineage: Eukaryota; Metazoa; Arthropoda; Insecta; Ephemeroptera; Baetidae.